Molecule: messenger RNA, 2370 nt
Organism: Nylanderia fulva
Lineage: Eukaryota; Metazoa; Arthropoda; Insecta; Hymenoptera; Formicidae
Product: transmembrane protein 231-like
Biological process (GO): cilium assembly; regulation of protein localization
Cellular component (GO): ciliary transition zone; ciliary membrane
Source: RefSeq, a predicted model, not a curated record
CGUUCACCUGCCUCUAUAUUAUGUUCUCGCAUCUGUGGACGUUGCCGCGGCGACGAGUGUGGCAUCAUAAUGGCAGCGAUUGAAAUAUUUUCGAGCUCCGUCACUUACAAAUACAAGAGCAGGAUACAUUCCUGUGCUUCGAUCGUCGUCUUUGCGUUCAUCGUGCUAUCCUUGCUCACGCCUCUUUUUAUAAUCUACAAUGCCGGGGGCAUUUGGAUAAGAAAUCGGAUGCAUGCGGAAACACCGGAUGUGCAUUUUGAGUAUAAGUAUCUGCUGCUCGCGGAAGUAGAUUCUUACAAGGAGCCUAUCGUGUGUUCCACUUUUGCGACAUACAAGGAAAACGAGAUCAAAGAUCAUUGUACACUAAUCAAGGUACGAGAGAACGACUUAAAUGGCGAUGGACAGAAGGAUUCGUUAAAGUUUGAAGCUUACUUUUACACGGACAAACCAGUUAAAUCUUUAAGACUCUUGUUGUUCUUCAAUUUUCAGUUGAAGCAUCUCAUUGAAGCGACGAUAGAAUCUAUCGGUGUGUUCGAUCAGGUGUUAAGUCAUUUGGAGGUUCAAGAGAUACGGUUCUUCGGUGAUUUGGAAUUAAGACAGAAAGGACUCUUGCGCAGCGAGGGCCUUUACAAGUCGUACAACCACAGCGUAGAACUGUCCGAUUAUUCUCUACCCGAACUGCUGUUGCACAAUUUCAACCAAAAGUUUUCAGCCAGAAUUACGAACGAACGAGUAACGUGGCGAAGCGGCUUCUCCAAAGAUGAAGUAGUGGCCGUCAUCGGUGAAUUGUUUUAUGCAGAAAACUUUAUUUAUUAUCAACCGAGCGUGUGGGAGGAAUUGAAAUGGGCAUGGAUCCAAUAUAUAUCGUGCCUGCUUGUUUUCGCAUAUGUUGCUAAACAUAUUCUGGUGUUUCUAUUCACCAACAAAUACUUGAACACGUAUAUCGUAAGACCGUGGCGAGACACGGUGGAGUAGCGGCACGAUUUAACCAUGUCCACGAAAUCAAAGGAGAAGGUCGUAGCCGCCAUCCGGAAGCUCUUCCGAUCUUCUGAGAAGAUUGCGGAGCCGGAAGGAGCCAGCGGCUCGACCAAUUCGCCGUCAAGGAGACUCCUAAGUCGUCAUCAUCGUCCAGACAUCGUCACUCCAGCGGAUGUUCCGAUACCAGAAAAUCCAGAUCCCAUGCACGUCGAUCGUAAUUGUUUCUUCAAGAUGAAAAAGUCCGCAAAGGACAAUAACGAAUGUAAGGCCGCCAGCGACAAGGAUGUCGGUCUACGUCGACUGAUGAAGGAAUUCAACAGGAUUCAAAGAGCACAACGUCACGGCGAUUCGGCCUUCACCGCCGAACUCGUCAACGACAACGUCUUCGAGUGGUCUGUCCGAUUGCACAAGAUCGAUCCGGAUAGCAAACUAGCGGCCGACAUGCGUGAACUGAAGAUACCUCAUAUAUUGUUGAAUGUGAUCUUCCCGAAGGAAUUCCCGUUCGCGCCACCUUUCAUGAGAGUGAUCUCGCCAAGGAUCGAGCAGGGCUUUGUCAUGCACGGCGGUGCUAUUUGCAUGGAACUUCUCACACCGAGAGGAUGGUGCUGCGCAUAUAGUGUCGAAUCGAUGAUCAUGCAAUUCGCGGCCAGUGUUGUGAAGGGACAGGCACAAGUGUCGAGGAAGUCGAAGCCCAAUAAAGAGUACAAUCGACAAUUGGCCGAGGAGACAUUCAAGAAUCUGGUGAAAACGCACGAGAAAUACGGCUGGGUGACGCCACCACUCGCUGAAGGCUGAUCUUAUUGUUAGAAUACAAUUAUCAUCCAAAGCUGGAAGAGGUCCGCGUUUCUUGUUUAAAAAGGUGCGCACGAACCGACAUGAUUCUUUAUGAUUUCUGAUUUUUCCGGAAACGCCGACAAUGAUUUUUUUCUGUUUCCGUUCAGGAAGCUCACGUGUAAUUUCGUUAUCGCGAAUAUACACAUUCAGUCAGAAAGGAAUUCAUCAAAUUCGUCGAGUGAACGAGAAACUUACGUAGUUUUCUUUGCAUUUUCACGCAUUUUUCUCUUUCUCUUUAAUCGCAAGAAUACUUUUGACUGUGUUUCUGCCAAAGAUAAAACUUUGAAAAGAAAUUUUUUUGAAAAUUUCAAAACUUUAAAUCCCUGUGUUUAUACAACUACGCCAAAUUAGUUAUUAAGACGAAUAUAACAUCGUUAUAAUGUUAUAAUGUUAUCUGCGCUUGUCAAAUCGUCACAAGAAAAUAUCAGAAGCUCAUAACAAAGUACUUUGUUUCAUUCAACAUAAAUAUAGAAGAAAUGAGAAAGAUUGCUCAAUAAUGUAUACUGAAUUGUUAAAUGCGCUCGAUUAUAUAUAUAUAUAUAUAUAUAUAUAUAUAUA